Rhagoletis pomonella (apple maggot) is the source of this 814-nucleotide messenger RNA. RefSeq lists its product as uncharacterized. The transcript has a single exon. NCBI's taxonomy places the organism in Eukaryota, Metazoa, Arthropoda, Insecta, Diptera, Tephritidae. The record is from RefSeq and is a predicted model, not a curated record. The coding region runs from base 41 to 814 and encodes 257 amino acids.
ACAUCAGGAAGCAAACUCCCACAACAAUCCCGCUUCCAAUAUGUCCUCACUAUUACGAGUGAGUAAUCAAACCACCGCCGAACCAGUUGAAGAAGAAAAACCACAUCCACCCUGGUACGAAUGGGUCCAGAAGAAUGCUUUGCCGAAACGUUUUGAAUUUCCACGGCCCAAGCGUGAAAUGACACGCUGGCAAAAGCGCGGUCCAAUGGCACGUCGCGACUGGAUGCGCUUCUAUCGCUGGGCCACCAAAAAUGCCGUAGCACGCAAAAUACCGCCACCACAUUGCAGUGAUAAGCCACCCUCCAAAGGUGAGGAUGCUAAGAAAAAGAAAGAGAAAAAGAAGAAAACUUACACACUCGACGAAUUGCUGGCGCAUGCAGCACAGUUAAGCGAACCGAGGGAUCCGCGUGAAAAAUAUGUCUAUCCACCGCCGCCCGAUUACCCGUAUGCGCCGCAAAUCUCGCACAUAGAGCCAGCCAAAAAGGAUGCCGGUCGACCAUUCCAGCCUCCCAAGGUGCCUAAGUGGUUUCAUCAUCUCGAAAUUGAGACGGAGUUCUGGUCCACGUUACGCUUUCCCAUCAUACGUGCGGCGCUCAACUACAAACCAACCGCGAAUAUAUUGCGUCUGUCGCUGCCGCGUAUCGUGCCGCCACUACGACCGCAUUGUCCGAUACCUGAGCCGCCGGAGGAAUAUGUGCCGCCACGUCGUCGCAUGACCUAUCGGCAAUGGCGCGAGCAUCUCAGACGGCUGGAGUAUCUCGCGAAACCCGUUACAAGGCCAUUUUAUGACGAUUUGUACGAGUGCAUGUACUAG